Messenger RNA from Quercus lobata, 2097 nucleotides. RefSeq names its product TMV resistance protein N-like. Gene Ontology annotation, biological process: defense response; signal transduction. The coding region runs from base 166 to 2085 and encodes 639 amino acids. Lineage: Eukaryota; Viridiplantae; Streptophyta; Magnoliopsida; Fagales; Fagaceae. The record is from RefSeq and is a predicted model, not a curated record. The transcript is spliced from 3 exons. Gene Ontology annotation, molecular function: ADP binding.
AACCCAAUUCAAUUUCAACCUCACUCGCUUUCAUCUUUGAAGAUAGGCCUGUCAACAGCUCUUCAGUUUUACGCACUGAAAACUAUUUCUUGUUUCUUUUUUCUGGUUAUCUUUUAAUUUGGUGGACAUUUUUUUUUUUUUUACGCGCAAAGUGACUGAAACUUUAUGGCAUUGUUACAAUUGCUUCCAUGUCCUUUUAGGGAAUCUGCGCAAAGUACUCCAUCACCUCCCUCCUCCCCUACCUCUUCUUAUUACGAUGUGUUCCUUAGUUUUAGCGGUAAGGACACCCGCAAGAAUUUUACUGACCAUCUCUAUACUGCUUUAAAACAAAAGGGUCUUAUCGUCUUCAGAGACGAUGAAAGACUUGAGUGUGGAAAAUAUAUUUCACGAGAACUCUUUAAAGCAAUAGAAGAGACCAAGUUUGCAGUCGUUAUCCUCUCAACAAACUACGCUUCCUCAACGUGGUGCUUGGAUGAGCUAGUAAAGAUUGUUGAAUGCAUGAAACAGAACAUGUUGACAGUUUUGCCAGUCUUUUACCAUGUGAAUCCCUCUGAUGCACGGAACCAGGUGGGUAUUCUUGCUUCAAGGAACCAGACUUUUGCUGAAGCCUUUGCAAAGCAUGAAAGAGAUCCCAAAGUUAAGAUUGAGGAUUUGCAAGCAUGGAAAGCUGCUUUGAAAGAAGUCGGCAAUAUAUCUGGAUGGCAUGUACAACAACACAGGUCUGAAGCAGAAGUUAUACAAGACAUCGUUCGAAGGAUAUGUAGCGAAGUGAGAUUCACAUUCUCAAGUACUAUUUCCAAGGAUCUAGUUGGAAUAGAAUCCCGUGUGAGGGAAAUGUUGGAUUUAUAUUUAGAUGAAAGGUCGGGUGGUGUUCGCUUUGUGGGAAUUUGUGGGAUGGGUGGAAUCGGUAAGACAACUCUUGCAUUAGAAAUUUUUGAAAGAAUUUCAGGUAGCUUUGAAGCUAGCAGCUAUAUUGCUGAUGUAAGAGAAAAAACUGAAAAUCAACAUCUAGUUUCUUUACAAAAACAACUUCUUUCUAACAUCUUUAUGGAAAGUGAAAUAAAGAUAUGGAAUGUUCAUGAGGGGGUCAAUAUCAUAGGGAAUAGAUUACGUGGUAAGAAGGUUCUUAUUGUUCUUGAUGAUGUUGAGGACCAAAAACAAUUAGAAGCUUUGGCUGGGAACCUUGAUUGGUUUGGUCCAGGGAGUAGAAUCAUUGUAACAAGCAGAGAUAGCCAAUUGUUGAAAAGAUGUGGUGUGAAUUACAUAUAUACGGCAAAGGGUUUGUAUCUAGAUGAAGCUUUGCAACUCUUUAGUUUGAGUGCUUUCAAGAAACCCCAUCCUAAAGAAAAUUAUGUGGAUUUGUGUAUGUAUUUUGUGAAUUACACUAAAGGCCUUCCUUUAGCUCUUAAAGUUUUAGGUUCUUUGUUGUUUACCAAAAGCAUCGAUGAAUGGGAAAGUCUCAAAGAUAAACUAAAAGUGGAACCUGAAAAAAAAAUUUUGGACAUUCUUCAAAUAAGUUUUGAUGGGCUAAUGGAAACCCAAAAAGAAUUAUUUCUAGAUAUUGCAUGUUUUUUCAAAGAAGAGAACAAAGAUUGCAUAAGAGAGAUAUUAAAAAGUUUUGGUUACUAUCCAGACUACAAUAUUGGUGUUUUGAUGGACAAAUCGCUCAUAACCAUUAAUGAAAACAGAGCUUUGUGGAUGCAUGAUUUACUACAAGAAAUGGGUCAAGAUAUAGUUCGUCGUGGAUCUAAAGAGCCUGGUAGACGUUCUAGGUUAUGGCUUUAUGAGGACGUCCUUCAUGUAUUGAAGAAUAAUACUGGAACGGAGGUAGUUGAAGGCAUAAUGCUAAACGCACCUAUUCAAAAAGAGGAGCACUUGGAUGCUGAAGUCUUCUCAAAGAUGAAAAAAAUGAGAUUGCUUAAAGUGGUUGAUAUGGGUAAUGUGAAACUUCCACAAGGCCUCAAUUGUCUUUCUAAUGAGUUACACUUCAUAGAAUGGCAUGGAUAUCCUUCAAGUUCCAUGCCAACCAACUUCCAACCAAACAAGCUUGUUGAAUUGAAAAUGCAUUGCAGCAGCAUCAAAUGACUAUGGAAUGGA